Messenger RNA from Branchiostoma floridae (Florida lancelet), 4640 nucleotides. Its product is annotated as pecanex-like protein 4. Bases 309 to 3974 code for a protein of 1221 amino acids. Gene Ontology annotation, cellular component: membrane. Lineage: Eukaryota; Metazoa; Chordata; Leptocardii; Amphioxiformes; Branchiostomatidae. The record is from RefSeq and is a predicted model, not a curated record. The transcript has 10 exons.
AGAAUGUUCCGCCAUCUUGGAUUUUUUUACGGCUACCAUGGAGCAAAUAAAUACAUAUGACGCAAAUGGCUUGAUAUGGUUAAUAUAAUUCAGCUGUACGUCAAAUAAACGGAGAGAGUAUAUAACCAGAGUAUCAUCAGAUGUUACAGGUGAAGCACCUCCAAGUUUUCCAAUUCCCAGUCCAUGAUGUGAAACAAUGGAACCAUUCGGAUGAGCUGGGUACAGAUCCUGAUGUGCGGGAGUGGUUCAGAUAUUACAAAGUGAGAACACACACAGCGCUGUGAUAAUUACAGCCAAUACAACCAGCCAUGGGGUCGGGAGCACCGCUGCUGAACGACUACAAACAGGACUUCUUCUGGAAGCGUUUUCCUCAGACACUCCUGGGCGGACAGAAACUCAGGCUGGGCUACGACGCCCCUGCCUAUGUCUACAUUAACCAGCUACUUCUCUUCUUGUUUCCCUGGGUCGUUGGUGGCAUAUUCACCACCGUGGUGGAGCUCACUACUCUGGACGUCUCUGUGGGGUACUACUCCGUAGGUGGCAUCGUGGCCGCCACUGUUCUUAUAGUGCAGCUAAUCAGUUUUGUAGUGAGACGGCGGGGGGCGACUGUCACGAAAUUCGACAUCCAGAACAUCCUGGCCGAAGACGACGAAGUAGACUUCGAGUCGUGCUGUGGGGUUGAGACGGUGGAGUUCAUUCUCCCCGGGAAGAAGUACGCGGUAAACAUCGUCAUCCAUGCCCUGCUGUCAGGAGUCAUGUGUGGCUACGGGUUCUGGUACCUCACCCCCGCAACAUUAAACUCUCUGUACAACUCCAACACUGCAGUGACAGUCAUACUGUACAUAUUAGGUUGGUUGACUGUCUGUAUAGCCCAGUUUUCUCUGACAGCCGCUCCACCACCUGAACCAGCCACGUUCAGGGCACAGGACGUGUACGAGAUUACUCCACUGAUGAGGCCCUUCUACGUGUGUGUUUUCCUUGUGUUUGACUUGGUAGCAAGAUUUUACACAACAUUUUCUGGUGUCAACCAAGUUCUCCAUGUUGUGUUCAUCUUCCUGCCGCUGUUCUGGGUACUGGGGCUCCUACCCCCGCUGGAUGCGCUGUUUCCAUGGCUGGGAGAGCAGGUCCUGGUGCUGGCACUAGGGGGUUCUCCCGCUGCUGGGGACAUCAGGUUACUGGUGAUGCUGCUGCUGUCCAGUGCAACGGUAGUGAUCACAUACUUCCUGCCCUCGUCCCUGGCGAUGGUCAUCGUGGCGGCCUGCUGCGGGUACGUCCUGAGUCUGGACCUGGGCACCCUGGGAAGGCAGAUCCUCCGCAAGUGUUGCUCAAGCUCCAACCCAUGCAGACCCGAUCAGAAACACCAGGAGGAGACCAACGCCGUCAUCAACACAGGGUUUGGGUGGGGAUGGACGUGGAGGGAGUUUCUGGUGCAUCUCUUCAUGCUGGGGGUGACGGCAGCAGUGGCCACAGUGUGCAACUACUUCUCUCAACCAGUCAACAACACAGUCCGCAGCGCUCUGGGCUACACGCUUGUAGCUCUGUUAGUUAUACUGAGAGUCCUGCAGAGUGUACAGAGUGUGUACGUCUGUUUUGGUUUAGUCAGGAACCCCUUGUUCCCAGGCAGCUCGCAGAGGAUUAGGCUCUUCAAGAAGAGGAAGAAAAUCCUGGGCUAUGCAGGAUACAUCUAUAGGGUUCUGUCAACAACAGUGACCCCUCUCCUGAUGGUAGCCUACAUAUCUCUGUACGUCACACCUACCGGCCUGACUGUCAACACCUUCAUACUGGCUGUAGCUGUGUGCAGAGCACUCAGGGUGGUGUGGCAGAGGAUGACAUCUGCUCUCCUGGAACUAGUGGUUGUCUUCAUCAUCACAGUAGCCUUACCUACCGAUGUCUGGUGGAACAGCCUCGGCCUCGGACUGCAGCUCAUGCUGGUGGGAGCCAGUAGGGACCGGUUCUUCCAGCUCUGUAGCAAGCUGUACUUUGCUGGUACGAUCCUCAUCACCUCGUGGACAGAGAAGAAGCAGCGCCGUAAAGACACCAUUCCCAUCAUAGUUCUGAACCUUGUGUUCUUCCCAGUGGGGCUUGCCAUUAUCGUGGCAGCAGCGUUGCUCUCAGCCCCCCUGCUACCCUUGUUCACCUACCCCCUCUUCCUGUUCGGCUUCCCACGGCCCCUGCGGUCAUGGCCAGGUCCAGUUGGCAGCUCAGCUAACGUGAACGCGGACACCAUGUACUACCGGCAAGUGGCUGCUGCGUUCAGCAAGGCGCUGGGACGAGCGUUCUCGAGUGGGAGUCUGGGUGACCCUGACCCUGGGAGUCACUACCUGGUGCGUUACCAGGACAGGUCCAUGUGGGUGCAGGUCCUGGAGCGGGGCCAUGGCUUCUGUACCGUCAGCAUCAAGGGCCUGGAGCUGCAGGAGACGUCCUGUCACACCGUCGAGGCUGCGCGGGUGGACGACAUCUUUGAGCUCGCCUUCGAAAGAGACGGGCACUCCGCGUGUGGCGUGAAUUCCCAUGUCUUCAACGCGCUGCUGCCUCGCGAUGCGCAGAUCGUCAACACGUAUUCCGAUGCACGUAACGUCCUGACGGGGAUCAUCGACUCCCACGACAGUUUGCAGCAGCUCACAUCAGACUUUGCCAAGACUCUUGUCUGGGUCUUCCUGCAUCACAAUGCCAAGAAGGACUACAUCAGCGACAAACAAGCAGUCUCAAAAUCUGAUGCUGUUACCGUGGAGCGUGAUGUACACAGUAGAACUGCUCUUGUGCAUCCAGUAGAUGAAGAACUUAGCGAAGGCUACAGGUCCCAACCUGCCUCUAGGAAGCAGUCCUUCUCUGGCAGCCUGCCCGACUGGUCUGACGAUGACAGCGAUAUCUUUGAAAUGGAAACUCUGGGAGAUAGGAACAAAAACAAAGUCCGCCUACCAGCAGGGCUAUCAGACAAAAAGCAGUCGACCAAACUGGAUGCAGCUACACCCUCCCUCCCUGGUACAAUUGAUGAUGAUGACAGCCUUCUUAAAGAGCUGGAUGGAAUAGGCUUGCCUGCAAUAGACUCUGGGACCAAGCACCAACAGAAAUCCCAUGGCUUCCCACAACCAGCUACACAGGCAUAUAAACCGCCUCUCAAUCUGUCAGGGUCCCUGAAGUUCACAUCUCCGUAUUCCUCAGCCCUGAGCUUACCCCUGAAGUGGAGAGACAUCCCCAUUGAUCCAACAAGGCUGGACAGACUCAUGGACAAGUUCCCCAAGGACUGGUACCGCCAUGUCCUCUCACUGUUGGACCUGUCAGUGAACGGGAAGACAUCGAAGGACGUGUGUGAGGAGAUAUCUACAGAUGAUGUGCUGACAGGGAUCUAUGCCAGGCUGGUGGUGGCCUGCUAUGCAGUGGUGAAUGUGCUGGGGCUCAGUGGUGGUAGUGAUGCAGCAAGCAUGGGAGCCAGCCAUGUGUAUAAGGUGUACACAGAAGACAUCCCGUGGUCUCCUGACCUGGACUGGUUAAAGGAGGACCCAGAGCUGUUCCAUCUUGUUGUGAGAGCUUACAGGUAUGCCGUGAAGCUGAUGUAUGACCAGGGCAGCCUGGGGCCUGUGGACGGGGAGGAGGAGCUGGUGGAGUACCUGCAGGAGUACGACAGGGACUGGUACAUCGGCUGUGAGAAGGACACACGGUGGGAACAGGCGGUACUGCAGAGCAAGCCUAACCUCUUCUCACUGGGUUAUGACCCAACUCAGGGUGCCUACACUGGGCGAGUCCUGACCCAACAGGAGGUGGUGACUCACAUCGGCCAGCUCAGCGGGGAGGCCGUGCGUGGCCAGUGGGCGUCGCUCUCGCUAGAGCUGCUGUACUUCACCAACGAUGACGAGGAGAGAUACAGCAUCCAGGCACACCCCGUCCUCCUCAGGAACCUUACGGUACAGGCGGCAGACCCGCCACUCGGGUACCCAGUCUACUCCUCACAGCCUACAGGGGUUCCCAUACUGUAACACUGUGGGUACCCAGUCUAGUCCUCACAGCCUACAGGGGUUCCCAUAUUGUAACACUGUGGGUACCCAGUCUACUCCUCACAGCCUACAGGUGUUCCCAUACUGUAACACUGUGGGUACCCAGUCUACUCCUCACAGCCUACAGGUGUUCCCAUACUGUAACACUGUGGGUACCCAGUCUACUCCUCACAGCCUACAGGGGUUCCCAUAUUGUAACACUGUGGGUACCCAGUCUACUCCUCAUAGCCUACAGGGGUUCCCAUACUGUAACACUGUGGGUACCCAGUCUUCUCCUCACAGCCUACAGGGGUUCCCAGACUGUAACACUGGGGAAAACACACAUCUCCACCCAGGUCUAGUUAAAACUUAAAACUACCCCACUUAUUGUUCAGGAGCCCAUGCCAUUAAGUUUUGUUGCUCAUUCUGACACACUGUCAUUUUAAGCUUACAAAAAUACUUUUCAUGAAUUUCAUUGUCAAUUUUUUGAUGAUGAGGUGAAACUUUUGUCUGUCCCAAAAAGGAAUUUUUCAUUACAAGGCAGAGGGACAGUCCUAGAGACCACAGCCCUGCCUCAACAAAUCCGGUAAUAAUUAUUGUGAUUUUAAACUUUUGGUUCCCAGACAGGGCUGCUUUCUUGACUUACAGAAAUACAUAUUGAUGAAUGUC